GGAUAAUGUGGAAUGGUCAGAAGAGCAGGAAGCCAGUGCCAGGAGUAAAGUUCAAGAGAACAGCUCACAGCUAUUGCCACAAGAUAAACAAGAGGAAUACGAGGUGAAUGCUAAGAGGUACUGGGAUGACUUUUAUAAAGUCCAUGAAAAUGGCUUCUUCAAGGACAGGCACUGGCUGUUCACUGAAUUUCCUGAGCUGGCACCUAACAGGAAACCAAGUCAAAAUGGGGAUUCUGUGCAGGAAUUUAGUAACAAAGAAGAAUUGAACAAUGAAGGGCUGGGAAGUUGUGAAAAUGGACAUUGUUCAUUGGAAACCAGGGCAGAGAAUCAGUUAAACCUGAUAAAAAGCACACCCAAGAUCUGCACAGAGGAGCUGGCUACACAGAAGUAUAGGGAGCUGAAUCAAAGUGACGGAGAUUACCCAGGAUCUGCUGCAUCUUACCGUAUCUUAGAGGUUGGCUGUGGUGCUGGAAAUACAGUCUUCCCAAUUUUACAAACCAACAAUGACCCAGGCCUUUUUGUGUAUUGCUGUGAUUUUUCUACAACAGCCGUGGAUCUUGUCCAGAACAAUGCAGAAUAUGAUUCUUCUCGCUGCUUUGCAUUUGUCCAUGACCUGUGCAAUGACCAAAGUCCUCUCCCAAUGCCAGAUGAGAGUCUGGACGUUGUUAUUCUUAUCUUUGUCCUCUCAGCAAUUCUCCCAGAGAAGAUGCAACGCAUCGUUAACAGACUGAGUCGCCUUCUGAAACCAGGAGGAAUCAUUUUGCUACGAGAUUAUGGCCGUUACGAUCUGGCCCAGCUUCGGUUUAAGAAAGGUCAGUGUCUGUCUGAUAACUUCUAUGUGAGAGGUGAUGGCACCAGAGUCUACUUCUUCACACAAGAUGAAUUAGAUGAUCUCUUCUCAACAGCUGGGCUGGAGAAAAUCCAGAAUCUGGUUGAUCGGCGAUUGCAAGUGAACCGUGGGAAACAAAUGACGAUGUAUCGAGUGUGGAUCCAGUGCAAAUACCGCAAGCCUGCAGCCCCUCCGCUGUGAGGAAACGGGACAUGCUUUUUAGGUUGGAGCCUGUUCAUGGCCACCUGCAGCGUCUCCUCCUGGUGAGAUGUGGUUUUAUGGAGUUCAGCGCACACAGGACCUCAGUGCCUUUUGCAGUGCCUAGCACCACUUCCAGUGAGUUUUGCUAAGGACGAAUGCUUUAAGAGGAGACCAAGCAGUGUUUGAGGGGUCUUGCUACUGGUCUGAGUUUUUAAAAUUAUUUAUGGUUUUAACAACUUAAGAAAUACUCAUGCUGUCUUACAGCAGCUGAGCAAGUUGAGUAGCGAGUCACCCUUACUCUGGAUUUCCACAUGAAACAGAAGAGCUUUGACCU
Leptosomus discolor (cuckoo roller) is the source of this 1364-nucleotide messenger RNA. The record is from RefSeq and is a predicted model, not a curated record. Lineage: Eukaryota; Metazoa; Chordata; Aves; Leptosomiformes; Leptosomidae.